Plasmopara halstedii is the source of this 1131-nucleotide messenger RNA. RefSeq names its product cysteine protease family. The record is from RefSeq and is a predicted model, not a curated record. Gene Ontology annotation, cellular component: lysosome. The coding region runs from base 1 to 1131 and encodes 376 amino acids. Gene Ontology annotation, molecular function: cysteine-type endopeptidase activity. NCBI's taxonomy places the organism in Eukaryota, Oomycota, Peronosporomycetes, Peronosporales, Peronosporaceae. The transcript has a single exon.
AUGAAGGUUUUCGGCCCCCUAUAUCUCGCUACAUCCAUUGUACUCGCGCCGUCUGUGGCACUCAACUCUGAUCUACCGAGUUGGCUUACUUCAACAGAGCAGAAGACGUGGCAUGAAUUUUUAAAUUACACGCUGGACUAUGAAAAAAGCUACCGUUAUGACGACAAUAACGACGAUCUCGUGUUGUUGCGUUUCCAAGCGUUUUCAACUAAUUUGAAGCGCAUUCAAAUGCAUAAUGAAGCAUUUGAACGAGGGGAAUUCACAUUUACACUUGGAUUAAAUCAUCUUGCAGAUCUUAGUGAUGCUGAGUAUAAGCAGCUUUUGAGUUAUCGACCCCGAAUCUCUACGUCAGGAGCCUCCGAAACGUUUGUCAAGCCUGAAGAUGUUGCAGAUUUUCCAGACAAUUGGGAUUGGCGCGAUCAUGACAUUGUUACACCUGUGAAAAAUCAAGGUCAGUGUGGCUCAUGCUGGGCUUUCUCGGCUGUAGCAGCUAUGGAAAGCGCCUAUGCUCUAAAUACUGGAAAUCUUGAGUCAUUUUCGGAGCAAGAACUUGUAGAUUGUACAUUGAAUGGUAUCGAUACGUGUAAUCAUGGUGGAGAGAUGAGUGAAGGGUACGAAGAAAUAAUUAAGCACCACAAUGGUAAGAUUGAUCGAGAGGAAGAUUAUCCGUAUACUGCUGAGUCGAAGGGUGUAUGCAAUGCGAAGGAUGAUAAAGCUAUUGGCCAUUUCACUGCAUUUGGUAAUGUAACGUCCGGUGAUGAAAGCGCUUUACUAGCUGCUGUUGUCACUAAAGGUGUACAGGCCGUAGCUAUUGAUGCGAGUAGCUUUACAUUUCAGCUGUACCGUCAUGGUGUUUACAGCUGGCCGCUCUGUGGGAAUGCUCCCGAUGCAUUAGACCAUGGCGUUGCUGUAGCUGGCUAUGGUGUUUACAAGAAGAAAGAACAUUGGCUUGUCAAGAAUUCAUGGGGUGCGUUGUGGGGUAUGAAGGGUUACAUUAUGAUGAGUCGCAACAAGAACAACCAAUGUGGCAUUGCCACGGACGCUUCGUACCCUUUAAUGAAGAAGGAAGAAUUACUCGUGUCAGACCAAGCGACAGUCGUAGAGACUUUUGAGAUCAUGAGUGUCAUGUAA